AUGAGUCGUAAAUUGCAUACUUUGACUACUCAGGACCUGGAAAAUAUAGUGGGAGAAUGUGAAGAUAGCGAAGAUGGCCUUGACUUUUCUGACGACGACGAUGUCGCCGAUCCGACGUAUAAUUUCGAGCCGAAUGAGCAUGCAAGUUCUGAUGAGGACCCAGAGGUAGCACCUGACUUGGAAAAUGAAGUUCAAUCUACCAGCACCCUAGUAACAACAUCCACCAAUACUCGGAUCAUUAGUACUGCAAUGGAUCCAAGUCUGGCCUCCGCUUCUACUAGUGCUAGUUCUGCAGCAGCUCCAAGGAUAUCUAAUCGUGUGCCUAGGACUAAUAUCACGUGGAAAACGAAAACCCUGAACAUAAAUGAAGACCAACUACGUUUUCUUGGAUCUGAGAAGUUACUCCCAUAA
This is a messenger RNA of Parnassius apollo (apollo), 411 nucleotides long. The record is from the annotation of a GenBank genome assembly. NCBI's taxonomy places the organism in Eukaryota, Metazoa, Arthropoda, Insecta, Lepidoptera, Papilionidae.